Molecule: messenger RNA, 1232 nt
Organism: Elaeis guineensis (African oil palm)
Lineage: Eukaryota; Viridiplantae; Streptophyta; Magnoliopsida; Arecales; Arecaceae
Molecular function (GO): protein binding
Source: RefSeq, a predicted model, not a curated record
AACUGGGUUCUGGAGGGAAUCCAAGCUUUGUUCCAGAACUUUCGCGACGAAGGCUCCAAGUCCCCGAGCCAUCGAAACCCUAGAACGAAGGCUACUCCGAUCAACGGCGAUGGAGGUGAUGGAGCUCGAUGUGCCGAAGCAAGAGGACCUCUUCCGAGCCGCGGAGAAGGGGGACGCCGCCCUUUUCUCCUCCCUCCGUGAGGAAUCUCUCCGGCGGGCUCGAUCGAUGCGGAACGAAGACGGCCGGUCCCUCCUCCACGUCGCCGCCUCUUCUGGCCACCCCGAGGUGGUUAAUGUGCUAUCUUCGACUGAUCCAUCGGUGAGUGGAGUUAACAGCAAGGAUGAAGAAGGAUGGGCGCCGCUGCACUCGGCUGCUAGCAUUGGCAAUGUGCAAAUCGUCGACAUCUUGCUCGACAGAGGAGCUGAUGUCAAUCUGACUAAUGAUGGUGGCCGCACUGCUCUUCAUUAUUCUGCUAGUAAGGGGUGGUUGAAAAUAGCUGAAAUUCUAAUAGCCCAUGGUGCAAAAAUAAAUAAGAAAGACAAGGUUGGUUGCACCCCGCUACAUAGGGCUGCAAGUACUGGAAACUCGGAGUUAUGUGAGCUAUUGAUUGAGGAAGGAGCAGAGGUCGAUGCCACUGAUAAAGCAGGCCAAACUCCUCUCAUGCAUGCAGUGGUAUGUCAGAACAAACAGGUUGCUCUUCUCUUAAUAAGACAUGGGGCUGAUGUUGAUGUUCAAGACAAGGAAGGAUGCACUGUGCUUGGUCAAGCUUCAGAUGAAUUUAGACCAACAUUGAUCGAUGCAGCCAAGGCAAUGCUGGAAGGUUAGAUUAUGAACUGAUGACACUUUCGAAGAGGACUGCCUAUGUGCUUACAAACAGCAAUGUGCCUUAAGAAGUGAGAGGCUGAAAUGCUUCUCUGGUGAGGAAUCUGUUAUAGCUGUAUCCACCUCUUGCAUUUCUAAAUUUUCCCUUAAAAUGGGUGGAGAAUUGAGUUACUUAUAGGCUCUUCCUCAAGUUUUCACUAUUCAAUCUGCUUGGAGGAUACUGGCAAUAUGUAUUUGUCGGUUAUCAGAAGGCAUUCUAAGUGACUCAUGUUUUAAUCUGAGACUUCUUGCUCAUUUUUGGGGAAUUGGCUCGUAAUAACAUUUUGUCAACCCUUGUGGGAGAGGUCCAUGCGCAUAUGGUUGAAAUUGCGUGAUUUGUAUGUUAGUAAUUUCAGUGUGGGGUGCUUCA